Danio aesculapii is the source of this 881-nucleotide messenger RNA. Its product is annotated as lysosomal-associated transmembrane protein 4A. The transcript is spliced from 7 exons. The record is from RefSeq and is a predicted model, not a curated record. NCBI's taxonomy places the organism in Eukaryota, Metazoa, Chordata, Actinopteri, Cypriniformes, Danionidae. Bases 101 to 748 code for a protein of 215 amino acids. Gene Ontology annotation, cellular component: lysosomal membrane.
AACUUGCAUGGUUAACAGCCUGCAUUUUUUUUUCUGAGCCUAUAUGUGACUCUUGCAGCUUGUUUGUCUCAUCGUGGAAAAAAAAAGUCGAAGAGAAAAGAUGUCUGGAGGACGUACACUCUGCUGUCAUGUCAGCACAGCGACCCUCGUAUUCGCCUUUUAUUAUCUGAUUGUGAACACGCUGAAGCUGGUGGGCAUCGUCCUGUCAGUCUGCAGGGGGAAAGAGGCUUUUCCUGUGCCCUACAGUGAGUACAUGGCUCCAAGAAGUCAGCGUAUCUUUGACAUCAGCACUAAUAUUCUGAUGCUGAUUUCCAUGUCCAUUGCUGCUUUGCUGGCCUUUUUCUCUAAGCGCAAGGGCCCGAUGUUUGUGCUGCCAUUCCUGCUGAUGAUGUUUGUAGAGCUGGGCAUGAGUUUUCUAUCUCUCUUUGACGGGGUCUGGAGUCUGCCAGGGACUCCCAACUACAGAGACUUGCUGCAGGCUGCGAAGUCUCAGAUUGGAGUGCCAAGGCUGGAUGAGGAGUUCAUUGGUCAGCUUACCAUGUGGUACAGCAUUCUCUUUAUGACGGACGUACUGCUGAAGGUGUAUGCCCUUCAAGUGUCAAUGAGGUAUUUCUACAUGCUGAAGGCAGAACGGACCACUGCCGUCAAUGUUGACACUGGAAAUACUGUGACAGUGAAGCUGCCUUCUUACGCCGAGGCUCUCAGGAUGAAAGCAGAAGACACUCCUCCUACUUAUCAAGAACCCUAAAAUGUGCAUUUCAAGCAACCUUUCGAGUUUAAACCACAAUUAGCAGAAAUAAAUUCACCUGUAUUGCAACAUUUAAACCUGCAUGCCUGUGCGUGCAUUCCUGCUUUUAUACAAAUAAAAUUAAUAAAUUAAA